Helianthus annuus (common sunflower) is the source of this 3261-nucleotide messenger RNA. RefSeq lists its product as uncharacterized. The record is from RefSeq and is a predicted model, not a curated record. NCBI's taxonomy places the organism in Eukaryota, Viridiplantae, Streptophyta, Magnoliopsida, Asterales, Asteraceae. The transcript is spliced from 3 exons. The coding region runs from base 1 to 3180 and encodes 1059 amino acids.
AUGGCAGAAAUGAAAUACCAUUUGGGUAUUAACAAAUUUUGGAAGGAAUACACUUCGUGGACCUAUCACAGGGACACGACUCCAAUUGCACAAGUAAACGAUGUUGCGCCACAAGACGGUAUGGUAAACGUUAUUGAAGACAUUAGGGGGGAGCGUAUGGAAGAAGAUACAUACCUUAACCAAGAGAACUCGAAUGGAGAUAGUAGCGGUGUUGUUGAUGAUUUUGAAGACCUGAUAAAGGAAGCUGAAACAGAAUUAUAUCCUGGUUGUACUAAGUUUUCUUCUAUCGACUUUUUAGCAAAACUUUUGAAUAUAAAGGAUACGUACCAUUUUCAAAAUGAAGGAGUAGAUCGACUCCUCUCAUUGUUGCGAGAGUCAAUGCCAGAAGGCAACAAGAUUCCCCCUUCGUAUUAUGUAGCUAAGAAGACAUUUAAGAAGAUUGGUUUGGCAUAUGAGAUGAUAGAUGUGUGCACAAAUGAUUGUGCUCUCUUUUGGAAAGAAAACGAGUCCUUGCAAAAUUGUCCCGUUUGUAAUGAGAGUCGAUGGGUCGAUAAAGACACAAAAGGCACGAAGGUGGCUCGUAAGGUGUUACGAUACUUUCCUUUGACGCCUAGACUACGACGUUUGUAUUGUUCAAGGCACACAGCGAAAGAUAUGAUAUGGCAUAGUACCGGACGAUCGGAAGAUGGGACUAUGCGUCAUCCAGUUGAUGGAUCUGCAUGGCAAGACUUUGAUAAAAAGUACCCAAACUUCGUGAUGGAGCCACGAAAUGUUCGCUUAGGGCUUGCAGCUGACGGUUUUAAUCCCUUUAACAACGGUAGUGGAUCCUCGACUCAUAGCACGUGGCCGGUUAUACUCACCACAUAUAAUCUGCCUCCCUGGCUAUGCAUGCGAGAGUCCACAUUCAUGUUGACCUUGUUGAUUCCUGGCCCUAAAUCACCGGGGAAAGACAUGGAGGUUUUCCUUAGACCGUUAGUGGAUGAGCUUAAGCAAUUGUGGCAGACAGGUGUACGUACUAAAGACGCAGCAACAAACACAUACUUCACAAUGAAGGCGGCGUUGUUAUGGACCAUAAAUGACUUUCCAGCCCGUAGUAGCCUAUCAGGUUGGAGCGGACAAGGCUACAUGGCAUGCCCAACUUGUAACCAAGACACUCCUUCAAUACGUGUAACUGGUAAAUGUGCUUAUGUUGGCCAUCGCCGGUUCUUAGAUGCCAACCAUCCUUGGAGAACAAGUCUCGACUUUAACGGGAGACCCGAGACACGAGACCCUCCGAGACAGUUUAGCCCAGCUGACAUAGAAGCUCAACUAGGUCGUUUAAUUAAUCGUCUACCAGGCAAGCAUCCAGAUUUUGGAGGUAGGAGGAUAACCCGGUCAGAUUUCGAGUUGAACUGGUCCAAAAGAAGCAUAUUUUUUGACCUUGAGUAUUGGUCUUCUCUGCAGCUGAAACAUAACUUAGAUGUAAUGCAUAUAGAGAAAAAUGUGUGCGACAGCUUGCUCGGUACUCUUCUGAUGAACGAUAAGAGCAAAGACACGCCAAAUGCGCGGUCUGACAUGGAAAAACUAAACAUUCGGCCGUCACAAUGGCUGAAACAAUCGGGUGGCAAGUUCUUAAGUCCCCACCCAAAGUACUCAUUCAAGUCCGAUGAUCGAAAACUUUUUUGUCAGUUUAUAAAAAAUGUUAAAUUACCAGAUGGGUUUGGAUCGAAUAUCAGUAAGAGGGUGACAGAUAACAAUGCUAACAUUACCGGGUUGAAAUCUCAUGACUGUCAUAUCCUCAUGCAACGUUUGAUACCGAUUGGGGUUAGAGGGCUUUUGACUAAAGAUACAUCUACACCAAUAGUAGACCUUUGUAUGUUCUUUAAGCAACUUUGCUCUAGAACACUAUCGGUGGAUGAUAUGAAGAAAGCAAAGGAUGACAUUGUUACCAUCUUAUGCAAGUUAGAGAUGAUCUAUCCACCUGCGUUUUUUGACAUUAUGGUUCAUUUACUUGUGCAUUUACCUGAUGAAGCGAUUGCGGGAGGUCCAGUAGCUUUUAGAUGGAUGUAUCCAUUUGAAAGGUACAUGAAAAAACUAAAGAACUAUGUUAAAAACCCGGCAAGGCCUGAAGGUUGUAUAGCUGAAUGUUAUGUGUUUGAAGAAGCUCUAACAUUUUGUUCAAUGUACCUUAAAGAUGUUCAGACUAAGUUCAAUCGCCCAGAUAGAAACGAUGAUGUCGUUGUUGAAAAAAGAAAGUUAUGGGUGUUUGAGUCAAAAUGUCGUUAUGUUGGCGCAAGAAAGGAGAAAUAUCUAUCAUUCAUCGAAAAAAGCAAGAUGGAAUGGUUUGUCCUCGAAAACUGCGCAGAAGUUAGGGAGUACAUGAAUGAAUUCAAACAUACACAUCCCCAUGAUGAUCUUAAAACCAAAUUUCCGGGAUGGUUUCUCCAUAAGGUCCAUUCGAUGAAAACACAAAAUUCUCCAGAAUUCCACCCGGAGUUGUAUGCUCUUUCAAUUUGUGCGAAAAUGACUGCUUACACUUACACUGCUUGCAUAGUCAACGGUGUUAGGUUUAAGACACUUGAACGUGAUGCAAAAUGCGCAACGCAAAACUCUGGGGUGGAAGUGGUUGGAGAGAACGGUGUGAAAUUUUAUGGCCAAUUAGAAGAAAUUAUUGAGUUGCGUUAUACAAAUGAUUAUUCCGCUGUCCUAUUUCGGUGCAAGUGGUUUGAUACUCAAAGGGGUGUAAACCAUGACAAUAAUAUCACCAGUAUAAGCACUGAACAUGAAUGGGACAAAGACGAUCAACUCAUAUUUGCUUCGCAAGCCAAACAAGUGUUCUUCAUCCAAGAAACGUCUCGAAACCAAAAAAAUAAACAUAGGUGGGUAGUCGAAAAUGUUAAUCAUCGAAGAAUUUGGGAUCGGCCAUUAAGUGAUGACCGCGUCAAUAAGGUUCAAAAUGUUGGCAAACGCUUAGAAGAUAGUGACGUUGUUGACAACAACUCUUCAUCUGACUGUCCACUUGUCAUUGACUUGACCCAAUACUUUCAAAUUGGAUCUUCUCAUGUUACUGCGGGUGAGCCUUCAAUUGAAGUUGAUCCCCCAACGGCCACCGUCGAUGAAGUGUUUGAAGUCGAGACUGAUUCUGAUGAGGUCGAGGCUGCUUAUGAUGAGGAUGAUCCCGAUUAUGUGGAGUCUGACUAAAAGAAAAGUUAUUGUAAUUUUUAUUGAUUUGUAAUUGAUUAACACUUGUUUGAAAUAUUUAUUUGAAUUUGAGUUACACUU